Molecule: messenger RNA, 744 nt
Organism: Amblyraja radiata (thorny skate)
Lineage: Eukaryota; Metazoa; Chordata; Chondrichthyes; Rajiformes; Rajidae
Exons: 5
Coding region: 16-744 (242 amino acids)
Source: RefSeq, a predicted model, not a curated record
UGGUGGGAGACAAAAAUGCUGGAGAAACUCAGCGCGUGCAGCAGCAUCUAUGGAGCGAAGGAAAUAGAACCACAGAAGUUUGAAACGCUUGUCAUCAUCAUGGCUGAAGGUGGCGAUUGGGGAGGAGAUGCAGUGACACAUACAUCAAGUAAACAGAAAGGUGGGAAAUUUACUCAAGCGGGCAAGGUCCUCAAAAUACUUUGGCAAGGCACCAAAUCAAAGAAAGAUGGCCAGAACACAGGAACAACGACAGAAAAGCAAAGUCGGAUUGAGAGCAGAACGUCAAUGGAAUGUGAAGUCGCCGAUGAGAAAAGGGAACAAUGUCAGUCCCGAGAGAGAGGAAUAGGAGACGUGGUUCACGGCCCUGGAAAUGACCCAAGUGGUGAAAUCCAGCAUGACCGAGAUUCACCAAACAAGGAAUCAUCGAGUCUCAUCCAAGGGGCAGAUCAGCAGAAUAUGGUAACACCUAUCCACACCAUGGCUGAAGUUGGAAACAGGACUACGGCUCCAGUGAUCUCAACAACAAGGACGGACACAGAUCUAAAGCCUACAUUCUCUGAACUCCUGACACAGUGGAGCGACUACCAAUUGUUCCAGCUGACAAAAUUCUAUCGGGAGAGACUGAAACAGGCGAUUGAAGAAAAGGUUGAAAUUCUCGGCUUCAUGAUGAGAUGGCAGGGAUAUUUCAGUGAGCAAGAACACGGGGUAAGUGGAAGCAACUUCUGUUUCCUGUCACAGAACUGA